Molecule: messenger RNA, 546 nt
Organism: Phytophthora infestans T30-4
Lineage: Eukaryota; Oomycota; Peronosporomycetes; Peronosporales; Peronosporaceae
Product: RXLR effector family protein, putative
Exons: 1
Coding region: 1-546 (181 amino acids)
Source: RefSeq, a predicted model, not a curated record
AUGCGCUUCCAAACAGCGAUUUUGUUGCGUCAACUAUUUAUUUUCCUUUACGGUCUACAAUGCUCCUGCUCCGCCAUUCAUGCGUACCCGCUUAAUUUGUCGCUUAGUCGCUUCGACCAGAGCCGCGAGACAGCUGGAAGGCUCCUCAGACUAGGUGGCGAAGAAUGCAGGAUGGCUCCUGUUUCAGCCCUCGAAACAGCGAUCAAGGCCGCGAUGCCACAGUUGACAAAAUCGAACAAGGGUCUGCUGAGUUGGUAUCUGCUAGUAAACAAAAGCUCAGAGAAGACGCUCAAGAGUCUUGAUCUCGGGAAGAACGUGGAUACACUCUUGACCAAACCCAAGUUGAGCGUCUUGCUACACUACACCGCUAUGUACAACAACGAGAAACCCCAAAAGGUCACGACCACGGCCGAAGUGCUUGCAACCAAAUAUGGACAAGCUCCAGUGACUAAGCUACACGAAAAGGCGAAACAUCGAAAGCGUCGUCGGAAGCGACCAAGGUAUUGGCGAAAGAGUUGCAGCUUGAGCAGUUCGUGGGCUAAAUAA